Thalassophryne amazonica is the source of this 1701-nucleotide messenger RNA. RefSeq names its product glycophorin C (Gerbich blood group) (gene gypc). The coding region runs from base 391 to 693 and encodes 100 amino acids. The record is from RefSeq and is a predicted model, not a curated record. Gene Ontology annotation, cellular component: membrane; cortical cytoskeleton. The transcript has 4 exons. NCBI's taxonomy places the organism in Eukaryota, Metazoa, Chordata, Actinopteri, Batrachoidiformes, Batrachoididae.
CCACGUCAGGCCUCAGAUAACUGCAGAUCGCUGACAGAACCGUCCUUUGCUGCCUCGCUGUGACCCCGAGUGAAAUCCAGCCCCAGGAACAGCUGUGGGUUAUUUACACAGAUCUGGGAGGGGCCGCCUGCUCCAGUAAGUCCAGUAAUGCUUGUCAGCGCGCGGUUGUUGGCGGGCGUCCUUCCCUACGUGGUGCUCGGCUCUGCGUGUGUUCUGAGGAGGCAGAAGGAACUCGGCUGCAGCGAAACGUCAAACAGAGCUGUGAACUGGUGAGACGCCUCUCCAUGAAAUCCCUUCACCUGCUUCCAGACCUCACCUGGCUCGUACCUGGAGUCACGUCCAUCCUUCACGGACAUUGGCAAGAGAUUCUGCGCUGUCAAACCAUCAGUUAUGGCGUUUACCGUCGUGCCUCCUCAGACAAACCCUGAAACAGUCACAGAACCGACGCUGACCGAUGUGGACGAGGACGACGCCUCCUCUGAUGUGGUUCUGGGAGUUGUCAUCACCGCCAUUGUCUUGCUGCUGAUUGUCCUGAUCAUCGUCCUGAUUGGCUACAUGUACAGACAUAAGGGCACGUACCGCACCAACGAGGGCAAAGGCAUCGAACUGGCCCUGAGCGAGGAUGCGGCGCUGCAUGGCGACCGCGCCCUGAGGGACACCGUGGAUGACAGCAGGAAGGAGUACUUCAUCUGAGCGCGUCAUGACGAUCAUGUAUCACGUGAGAUAUUGAUGAACUGUGCCGCAGAAAAAUGACAUAUACUUCCCAACCUUCAAAUUAGCUGACUGGCCCCGGCCGUGAUGCGGCGCUCACAUGUGGCAGUUUACUUUUAUGUUUUUAACAGCACAAGUUUAAAAAUGGGCGAAUGUUUCCUGAUGAGUGCAGAAUCCAACAAUGGACUUGUUUUCCUGACAGCUCGGAGCUAACGAUCCAAGCUAGCUCAGAGAAGUGGUGUCGCGACUGAGCUAGGCUAGCUUGCUAGCACAGCUGUUCAUCAGAUAAGUUCAACUACGUGAAGUAAACAUACGUGUCCGAAAUGUUGUCUAACUACAAAGUGGAAUCUCUGCCGACCAGUUUUUGUGAAAGUUUAUAUUUUGAGGCGAUGCUCCUAGCGAACGGUAAGUGCUGCCGCUGUGGGCGUUGUUUGUUGCUGCGUCUGAAACGCUGCGUUAGCAGAAAUGAAUGUAAGUUUUGAGCGCCACAUGUUUGAUGCACAAAAAGCAAAAAACAAAAAAAAGGUACUGAGGUGUUGAACAAAUAUAUUGCAUUAAAACAAUGAUGAGAAAUUUGAGCUUCAGUUGGUCUGACGGCACUCAGGAGACUCGAGCCAAGAUUUGAUUCUUGAUGAAGCUGUGUCACUGUUGAGGCUUCAGACACAUGUUGCUCUGUGCUCAGUGUCUCUAAUCACAGCCACAGCAGCCCGUCACUCCUGCAGAGUUGUCUGGGUGUCUUGGUGACACACGGCAUUUUUUAAUGCAUGAUGGCGAUGACGUCUAAGAAAAUGUUCAUGUGUUCAUCUGACUUAUCUAAAGGAAACAGAUCAAAAAACAAAAUAUUUGUUUUGAAAUGAAUAAUUAUGUCUCGUUUGUCCAAUUACAUAUGAUCUCUGAAAAUGGAGAGAGCGGGAGUGUGAAAAAAAUGCUUACUUUGAUCAUUUUGAAAUAAAGCUGAAGGAACAUCUACAUGGUUCCAUCUGAUCUCUG